UCGAGCCUCAUGAUGGCAAUGACCAGAAGGACCUGUGUUCGAUCCUUCAACAAUAGCAAAAUGUAAAAAUUGUUUCUUGUUUUCUCGAGUAUCUGCCACCUCGAGAUCUGAAAUCUGAUUCUACCUUUUCAUUUCCUUUCAUCAAAAGUCGCGGCUUUGUAAUAGUUAACUCUCAUCAAACUCGGUUUUCUAGUUGACUCAUUUUCAAGAUCUGGGGCAUCUGUCAUUUCUUUUCUUUAAUAAAAAAGCUUUCUUCUUUUUUAUAUAUUUAUCCCCUUUAUGUUUUUCAGCUGCUGUUGUUCGUAGUAGGUAAAAUUUUGGGUGGUCUUUCUUGCUUUUCAGCAAAAGCUGAGAGAGGUUUCUUCUUUUCUCUUUUGUCUUUGGGGAUCUGCGCAUCUCUCAGAGUUUAUAUGGGAAAUGGGACUCUCGAAAGCAUGAUGCUUUUGUUGUCUCACUUGUAAUUUGUUUGGGUAAUUUGUUUGGGAUUUUUGGUUGCUGAAGACGAAGCAAUGUCUGUAGAAACAUGGUGUAUGGUUCAGAAGAGUACUGCUACUAGCUCAUGAGUUCAUUGGUAUUUGGAAUCAAGAUGAUUGAUCAGUUCAUCAACUUUGUAAUUCGUCCUCCUAGGGCUGAGUAUGAUCCUGAUCAGUAUUUGUGGGAGAAGGAGUUUAGCCUCGGUGGCACCAAGUGUAAAAGACAAGACUUGGAGGCAACUUACAAAUUCAAGGGGUCACACUUUGCGUUGCAGUCACUACAUUCCCUCGUCUUCUCAGGAGGAUACUCCUCUCCCAUGUGUUAUAUACUGCCAUGGCAAUAGUGGAUGUAGGGCAGAUGCAAAUGAGGCAGCUAUGGUUCUUCUUCCAUCUAACAUUACUGUUUUCACCCUUGACUUCUCGGGAUCUGGCUUAUCUGAUGGUGAUUAUGUAAGCCUUGGCUGGCAUGAGAAAGAUGAUCUCAAGACUGUAGUAUCUUACCUGCGAAACAGCAAUCAGGUGUCUCGUAUUGGACUUUGGGGACGAUCUAUGGGUGCAGUUACCAGCCUUCUUUAUGGAGCAGAAGACCCUUCAAUUGCUGGAAUGGUCUUAGAUAGUGCAUUCUCAAACUUAUUUGAUCUGAUGAUGGAACUAGUGGAUGUCUACAAAAUCCGACUUCCGAAAUUCACAGUUAAAGUGGCUGUGCAGUACAUGCGGCGAAUAAUUCAGAAAAAGGCGAAGUUUAAUAUUAUGGAUCUCAAUUGUGUUAAGGUUUCGCCCAAGACUUUCAUUCCAGCUUUAUUUGGACAUGCAAGCGGAGACAAAUUCAUCCAACCUCAUCACUCUGACCUCAUUCUCAAGUGCUAUGCGGGAGACAAAAAUAUCAUCAAGUUUGAUGGUGAUCACAACUCUUCGCGGCCGCAAUCUUAUUACGAUUCAGUGUUAAUAUUCUUCUACAAUGUUCUUCGCCCGCCACAAAUUUCUUCAGCUUGCUCAUCUAAACUCGAAAGUUAUUACAGUUUGGGAGAUAUCAAUAACGCUACUGGUUUGGAUGAGAGUUUUCUGUAUGAGAUCAUAUCUGGUCUUCGCUCGGCAUGUAUCGAUGUGGCAAGUUCUUCUUCUGCGCCUCCUGCCCCUCUAACCACAAAGCCAACGAAUGAGCUCCUUUCAGAAGCCAUACCCAUGAUAGAUACAGAGGACGUGCCUGUAGAAGAUAAUGAUCACAACAUGGACGACCCUGAUAACUUUGAGGGGAAGCCUAUUGAUCAGUUUGAAGAAGGCUGUUCAUUUACAAGCUCCAACAGGGAAAGCUGGGGCAGAUGCUCUUCACUAGGAGGAACUGAAGAAGAUGAGAGUCUGACCGCUGGCGAGGGUGAUCAGGUCAAGAAAACUGCUGAUAUAAACACGGAACAAAAGCCUAGAGACUGUACUAGAGAAAAAGAAGAAGGAGAAGAAGAGAGGAAGCAGAAGAAAAUCAAGAAGGGAUGUGAAACAGAUGCAAAGAAGUCUAGACACGAAAAAUUGGAAAGGUUUGAGGCCUUUAGCAAAAGACUGCGGCAUUGCAUCCUAAAGCGAGUACACCAUAGAAGACAUCGUUCCCCUUGACGAAAGUUCAAAAAAUGAUCUAAUUGUUGUAUAUCUCUGCAUCUCAUUAUGUACACUUCCUCUUCGUUUUGGCAAAUGGAAUCACAUAUUACUCACCAAAUGGAAUCACAUAUUACCCACUUUUAACCUC
Molecule: messenger RNA, 2208 nt
Organism: Capsella rubella
Lineage: Eukaryota; Viridiplantae; Streptophyta; Magnoliopsida; Brassicales; Brassicaceae
Exons: 13
Coding region: 636-2078 (480 amino acids)
Source: RefSeq, a predicted model, not a curated record